Serpula lacrymans var. lacrymans S7.9 is the source of this 2619-nucleotide messenger RNA. RefSeq lists its product as uncharacterized. The coding region runs from base 96 to 2390 and encodes 764 amino acids. Lineage: Eukaryota; Fungi; Basidiomycota; Agaricomycetes; Boletales; Serpulaceae. Gene Ontology annotation, biological process: intracellular protein transport; endoplasmic reticulum to Golgi vesicle-mediated transport; COPII-coated vesicle cargo loading. Gene Ontology annotation, cellular component: COPII vesicle coat; endoplasmic reticulum exit site. The record is from RefSeq and is a predicted model, not a curated record. Gene Ontology annotation, molecular function: GTPase activator activity; zinc ion binding. The transcript has 10 exons.
AGCAGAGUUCCGUUCAAGCUCUGCGAUACCCAUUUCACCUCCACACCCUUUACACCCAACAGAUAACCCACGUUCACAGAUACAGCUUACACGAAAUGCUCAACUUUGAAGAUGUCGAGGAGAGAGAUGGCGUACGCUUAUCUUGGAACGUUUGGCCAUCAUCUCGCAUUGACGCGACGCGCACUGUGGUUCCCAUUUCUGCGUUGUAUACUCCAUUGAAGCAGAGAGAGGAUCUCCCCCCCGUCCUAUACGAACCCGUCACUUGCAAACCGCCGUGUCGCGCCAUUCUUAACCCUUACUGCCAGAUUGAUAUCAGAGGCAAGCUAUGGAUAUGCCCUUUCUGUCUAUCCCGCAACGCUUUCCCACCCCACUACAAAGACAUUUCUAACACCAAUCUGCCUGCGGAGCUACUGCCCAAAUACACUACCAUCGAGUACACUCUUUCUAGGCCAGCUCAAGUCCCGCCUAUCUUUUUAUUCGUCGUCGACACCUGCUUGGACGAAGAAGACUUGAAAGCUCUGCGAGAUGCGUUGGUAGUCAGCUUGAGUCUGAUCCCUCCCUAUGCUCUCGUUGGUCUCAUUACCUUUGGGACGAUGACUCAAGUUCAUGAACUUGGAUAUGCGGAGUGCAGCAAGUCUUAUGUAUUCCGUGGAGGCAAGGAAUAUGCACCCAAGCAAAUUCAAGAUAUGCUUGGGCUUAGUGCGACUACUCGCGCUGCACCUCGCCCUGGUCAACCAAUGCCGCAACAGACAUUCGGAGCCGCACGUUUCCUUCUGCCAGUACAACAAUGUGAAUUCCAAUUGACUGGCAUUCUGGAGGCAUUGGCUCGCGACCCCUGGCCUGUCGCAAAUGACAAACGUGCGCUACGUUGCACUGGCGUAGCUCUCAGCGUCGCCGUUGGGUUACUCGAGACUACUUUCCCGAACACAGGUGCCCGCAUCAUGCUGUUCGCUGGAGGACCGGCGACUGAAGGACCGGGAAUGGUUGUAAGCAAUGAGCUGAAGGAGCCAAUACGAUCACAUCAUGACAUUGAGCGGGACAGCGUUAAACACUUCAAACGUGCAGCCAAAUUCUACGAAGGUCUGGCCAAAAGAGCGUCGAACAACGGACAUGCAGUCGAUCUGUUUGCCGGAUGUUUAGAUCAGGUGGGCUUGCUGGAAAUGAAGUCUCUUCCAAAUUCGACGAAUGGGGUUAUUGUGUUGUCGGACUCUUUUGCUACAUCCAUCUUCAAGCAGAGCUUCCUCCGGAUAUUCAACAAGGACGAUCAGGACUUUUUACAAAUGGGCUUCAACGCCACGCUCGAUGUGCAGACAACGAAAGAGUUGAAGGUCUCGGGACUGAUCGGCCAUGCUAUCUCAGCCGGAAAGAAGUCUGCAUGCGUCGGGGAGACGGAGAUCGGAAUCGGUCAGACGUCCGCAUGGAAAAUGAAUUCAAUUACGCCACGUACUUCCGCUGCUGUGUAUUUCGAGGUGGUGACACCCGCUGGCCAGGCGUUACAGCCUGGAUCACGGGGACUCAUACAGUUCGUAACACACUACCAACACUCUUCUGGACAACAGCGACUACGGGUGACCACUAUCGCUCGGAACUUUGCAGAGGCAGGCUCGCCCAACAUUGCUUCUUCGUUCGAUCAAGAAGCAGCUGCAGUACUGAUGGCCAGGAUCGCGGUGUUCAAGGCAGAGAUUGACGACUCACCUGAUGUGCUGCGCUGGUUAGACCGUAUGCUCAUUCGUCUUUGCCAGAAGUUCGCCGAUUAUAGGAAGGAGGAUCCCGCAAGUUUCAGACUGACAGACAAUUUUAGUAUUUACCCUCAAUUCAUGUUCCAUCUGCGGCGAAGUCAGUUUUUGCAAGUUUUCAACAACAGUCCAGAUGAGACUGCAUUCUAUAGGCAUAUCCUCAACGAAGAAGACGUUAACAACUCUCUUAUCAUGAUUCAACCUACGUUGAUGUCCUACACUUUUGACGUUCCCCCUCAACCAGUACUACUGGACAGUGUUUCUAUUAAACCAGAUGUCAUCCUCUUGUUAGACACGUUUUUCCACAUUCUUAUCUUCCAUGGAGAGACGGUUGCCCAAUGGAGAAAAGCAGGCUAUCAAGAACAAGAAGGAUACGAGAACUUCAAAGAACUUUUGGAGACGCCGGUAGCUGAUGCGCAGGAUCUUCUUGUGGAUCGCUUCCCAAUUCCUCGUUAUAUUGUUUGUGAUCAGGGUGGAAGUCAAGCACGAUUCCUCCUCUCAAAACUCAAUCCGUCAACAACGCAUAUGUCGGCGACUAUGUAUGGCUCGGCCCAAGGUGCUGGAGCAGGACAAGCUAUCUUCACAGAUGAUGUCAGCUUGCAAGUUUUCAUGGAACACUUGAAACGCCUUGCUGUCGGUGCCCAAACGAAUUGAUAUGUUUCACGAUCGCCUUAGAUAUGUUUUCUGCUCUAUUCCUUUUAUUGAGAAUCAAGCUUUUCUAUUCCUUCGCUCUUCUGGUCCACUGGCAUCCUAUAUUUUUUAUAUCGUCUUUGUUGGUAUCGAUAGCUUAUGUGGCUUUGUCCAUAUUCCUAUACGCACUUUCUUGAGACGAACUGUAGCUUUCUUCCCCAUAUCCAUGAAUGCGAAGUGUUCGUUGGUUCAA